UUCUUUCACUUGCACGUGGCCAUAAUUUACUCGCGUAAUUGUUACGGCCCGUAAGUUUAAUCCGUCUGGAGUUCCACUAACACUUUCCUUAAGUAAAUUAAACAAGACCAAGUAGGAAUAGUGAUUUCCUUCAGUGUAAAUCGGGUCGAGAAGUAGUCAGUGUUUUUUCGCAUUUAUAGUGAUGUGCAUCUCUGAGUAAAGACAUGUCGAUUCAUCGAAUAUACGAUGAGAGUAAAAAAUAGUUGAGUUGAUUAAUUAAAAAUGGGAAGAAGAAGAGACAGAAGCUAUGAAAGUUUUGAUGACAGUUUUGAAUUUGACCGGUCCGAUGAAUCUUCUUGGGAGUCUCCGUUUUUUAAACACUCAAAAGAUUCACUGUGGAGACGAGAGUCUUUCACUCAAUACAAUUUCCAUGGUUACAAUGAAAUUCGUAUCACCAAUGUCGUCCCGUUGCUGAUGUCAAUGACUCUAUUAGGACUCAAGGAAUUUAGCGCUCAAAGCAAUCCCAACUUGCAGAUUUCACAAGAACUUGAACCACCAAUAGGAUACAAUAAAGAACCCGAAACUACUUAUAAAGUGGCCUCUACGAGUUCACUGAACGCUGACAUACUGAAUGCAAUGAGAUCUGGUCGAUUAUAUGAAACAAUUAAUCAUCAACAAUCAAUACUCCAGAAUAAAACACCAAUAAGUUUUAACUAUAAUAAUAUAAUCAUACCAAGUGCAGAUUUUGAGCCACCCCUAGAUGAUCUCCCUGAAGAACAAAGUCCAGGUGCAGCAAUGGAAUUGAUUUAUGCUUGGAAAACUGUGGACUUUGAAUUUGAAAGUGAAAAUGACAGAGAGUUAGCAAAAUUUGAGGAAAGAUAUAUCCCGGAAAAUAAUCUUCCUCUAGGGCUUGAAGUUUGGAGGAACAAAGUAUUUAUCACUCUUCCAAAGUGGAGAUCAGGAGUGCCAGCAACGUUGACUUCUGUGCCUCGAUAUUCAAAGACAAAAAGUCCCAAGCUUCGGCCGUAUCCUAGCUGGGGAUGGCAUCGUCAAGAUUCCUGCAACGGAAUGACAUCUGUUUUUCGGAUUCAAGUUGACGAAUGUGAUCGUUUAUGGGUGUUAGACUCUGGCACAGUGAAUUUAACCAAAACUCCACAACAAAUUUGUCCUCCAGCCAUUUUUAUCUUUGAUCUGAGAACAGAUAGAUUGCUAAGAAGAUAUCAACUACCAGAGGAGCAAGUGAAACAAGACUCUCUCUGGUCAAACAUAGUAGUUGAUAUACGUGAUGGAAACUGUGAUUAUGCAAGAGCUUAUUUAUCAGAUGUGUGGCGGUUUGGAAUGGUUAUUUACGACUUAUUUAGCGAUUCUUCAUUCCGAAUACAGCAUCAUUUUUUCUUUCCGGAUCCUCUUUCUUCAAGAUAUGACCUUCAUGGUCUUCGAUUCCACUGGAUGGACGGGAUCUUCAGUUUAGCAUUGAGCCCAAUUGAUAUCAACAAUGACCGGACGUUAUUUUUUCAUCCAAUGUCCAGCUUUCGUGAAUUCGCAGUGUCAACAUCACUCUUAAUUGAUAAAGAAUCUGUAGAUGCUAAUAUAGAAAGCUUUGUGCCUGUUGGUAAACCAAGAGCAAAAGAUUUUGGCCACUCCUCUGGUGCUGCAAUAGAUCGAAAUGGUGUCAUGUUUUUUGAUAUGGUUACCAGAGAUUCAGUAUGGUGCUGGGACACUAGAAAAGAAUACUUACCUCAGAAUUUAGGACUCGUUGGAGUCAGUAAUGAAACUCUUAUCUUCCCAAAUGACUUGAGAAUGGAUAAUGAAGAGCGACAGAGUUUUUGGACCAUUUCGAACAAGCUGCCAAUAUUUUUAUACGGAGUUUGGAAUCCGGAAGAUAUUAAUUUUCGAGUUUAUCGGGCUUAUGUUGAUAACGCGGUGAAAGGCACAAUUUGCGACCCCGAUUACUUAGUUUCAGAAUCUGAAAAUAUUUAUGAUGAGACUUGUUGAUAAUUAAUUUUAAUAAAAUAUUUUUUUAAAUUU
Chelonus insularis is the source of this 2007-nucleotide messenger RNA. It is a transcript of the gene Y-h, whose product is annotated as protein yellow-like. Gene Ontology annotation, cellular component: extracellular region. The record is from RefSeq and is a predicted model, not a curated record. NCBI's taxonomy places the organism in Eukaryota, Metazoa, Arthropoda, Insecta, Hymenoptera, Braconidae. The transcript has 5 exons. Bases 262 to 1974 code for a protein of 570 amino acids.